AUGAAGCGUAUCAGCGCCACCGAGCUGCAGGGCAACGUGCUCAAGCUGCCGCGUCUGCCCAUUCCGUCGGUUGUGGCGACGAUGGACGGGUACCGCUCAUCCUUGCGUGCACUAUGGUCCCCCGAGGUGACGGCACCGCACCUAGCGAAGCUGGACGCCUUCGUCAACUCCUCCGCCCCUGUGCUCCAGAGGCAUCUCGUGGACACGGACGCGGCCGCCGCCGAGUCGGGCAAGGCACCGUUCACGUACGUGGAGGGCCUCUUGGCACAGUCGGCCCUCAACAGCCGUUCGCCACAAGAGGUGAACAUGAACGCUAGCUUUGUUCUGCAGCAGGACAUCGCCGGAGGGGAUAGGACGCAGGCUGGAGUGGCAUCGGCCCUCACCUACGGUAUUGCGUGCUGGAUUCAGGAACUGCGGACGAAUGGUCUCUCCGUUCCGGCUGAUCCGGUUGCGCAGUACGACGUGUCGCCGCUCCUCACCGAGUUUGGCCGCAGUCUCAUUCCAUCGAAGGAGACAGAUCUGCUCCACACCACGCCACUGGAGAAGCUAAGCCACAUCAUAGUACUGCACGAUGGCCACCCUUACAUGGUCCGCGUCUUUGACGAGCACCAGCGCGUGCUCGACCGCAGAUUGAUUCAGAAAGCCUUCGAGCUGAUCCUCACCAUCACUCCCGACCAGGACAAUACGUCUCCUGUGUCGGUGCUGACAGCUGGUAGCCGCGCUGUGUGGGGCCAGGCAUAUCAAGAGCUCCUCAAGACACCCGAAAACGCCGAGGUGCUGCGCCUCUUCCACGAGAGUAUCCUGGUGGUGUGUCUCGACAGCAUGAAGUGGGGCAACGACGAGAGUCUGGCGGAGGCCUCGGCUCUGCACGGCAGCAAGGAGGAGCUGGAGAACCGCUGGUACGACAAGCAUCAGAUGAUCGUCUCCGAGGAUGGGCAGGUGGCGUUCAACUUUGAUUCGACGGCGAGCGACCGCGUGCACUGGGCCAAGUGGAUAGGCGACGUACUCUCUAUCCUGAAAGAGAGGGGCGUUGGCGGAGGGUCGACGGAUGGCAUCGACGGUGCUGCCGUGGGCCGCAUCGUACGCCACCUGAGCGUGACAUAUGGCAAGUCGUUCGUUUCUCACAUCCGCGCGGCACGCCAGGAGGCGCUGGCGAUUGUGACGGACACCGAGGUGCACUCCAUUCACCUUCCCUGUGGCAGGGCGCAGCUGUCUGCGCUGAAGGUAGAGCCGGAUGCGUUUGUGCAGAUGUGCCUGCAGUUAGCCAUGUAUAAGAUGCGCAACAAGCUAUACAGCACGACAGAGGUGUGCAGCACGGCCGGCUUCUUUCACGGCACCACGGAGCUGGUGCAUACGACGUCUGAAGAGAUGCUGGUACUGGCGAAAAACAUUGCGCAGCUUCAGCAGGACGGCGAGCACGCGGCGGCGCUGGACACGAAUGGCAAAGAAAUGCUUACUAAGGUAAUCCGCGCUACGAGCGACCGACACGUCGCCCUCACAGCUGCCGCAUCUCGUGGCAAGGGCUACGACCGCCAUCUUAUGGCUCUACGCCACGUUGCGCGGAUCAACGGUGACAAGGCCGCGCUUGCCUUCUUUGAAGACGACCUGUUCCUCAAGACGAGCAGGCCGGUGCUGAGCACCAGCCAGUUUAGCCAACCGUGGCUGCGGUACUACACUUUCGGCCCCAUGCAGAGCAACGGCUACGGCCUCGGGUACGUGAUUGAUGAGCAGGAGGUGCGCAUUUCUCUCUCCGCCUUUACGAACAGCCCGACAACGAACGUGGCGGACCUGAAGGCGGCACUGAUGCUGUCCUGCAACACCCUCUGCGAGGUGCUUAGAGGCGUGCCAGCCGGAAACACCGCUGCAGCAGAAGCCUCGAACUGA
This is a messenger RNA of Leishmania mexicana MHOM/GT/2001/U1103, 1884 nucleotides long. Its product is annotated as putative carnitine/choline acetyltransferase. Lineage: Eukaryota; Euglenozoa; Kinetoplastea; Trypanosomatida; Trypanosomatidae. Gene Ontology annotation, cellular component: mitochondrion. The record is from RefSeq and is a predicted model, not a curated record. Gene Ontology annotation, biological process: fatty acid beta-oxidation. The transcript has a single exon. Bases 1 to 1884 code for a protein of 627 amino acids. Gene Ontology annotation, molecular function: carnitine O-palmitoyltransferase activity.